GAUAUCAAACACGCCCUCACAUAUUCUCUGCUUUCUUUUAACAGUUGUCAAAAGUAUGGAGCUCUAUUCAAGUUGAUUGUCCAGGAUGACCCGAAUUUCUAUCCAUAAUUCACAUUUUUAUCGCUCAACUGCGUUCCAAAAGUAUGAUAAUGUGUGGUCGGGAGUGCUGAGUGAUCGUAGGAGUGAGCUGAUCAGUGCUCACAGCCACUCUGGUUCGCGUUUGCCCGUGGUUACAGACCUUCAGUGAUCGCCCUUCUGCUAAGAGAGAGGCAGAGGGAGAAGGGUGGGGCGCCGUGGGGUGAGAGAUGUCAAUUACAACAGCUGGACUCAAUUCCUGUACCAUACAUCUCGUCCGCUCGUCUCUGUUUUAUGUUCGCUGCUCUGAUUCAAACCCGCCGCGGGGUUUUGGCCGUCAACGUCCAAAGAAGGCCGACAUAGUCAAUCCAUCAAGGGAGGAUAAUGGUCAGCAGCUACAAAAAAGGAAAUCAACAAAUCAAUCUCGCACUAUGCCUGCUAAGGCUCCUGCCCUAAAUUCACCAUCAGAUAGGAAAUCUAAGAAUAUUGUCUUGGACACUCAGUUUGAAGAACGGCUGGAAUCAGUUAGAAGGUCAGCUUAUGAGCAGAAAAAGGCUAAUGAAAGUGAGGAAUAUGGAGCAAUUGAUUAUGACGCACAGCCAAAGUCAGAGGAGAAAACAAUUGGACUCGGUACUAAGGUUGGAGUAGGAGUAGCUAUAAUCGUCUUUGGUUUGGUUUUUGCUCUCGGAGACUUUAUUCCCAACGAAAGCAUUAGUCCCAGCAAGGAAGCUGAUGUGGUUGAUAAUAAACUGUCGGAAGAAGAGAGACUAGUGCUUCAGACUAGGCUGCAACAGUAUGAAGCAGCUUUGAGUACCUCACCAAAGGAUCCAACUGCUCUUGAAGGAGCUGCAGUAACAUUGGCUCAAUUAGGAGAGUAUCCUCGUGCGGCAUCUCGACUUGAGGAGUUAAUGAAGGAAAAUCCAAGCAACCCUGAUGCGUUUCGUUUGCUUGGAGAAGUUAAAUACGGUCUGAAGGACUAUGAAGGUAGUGCUGCUGCAUAUAGGAGUUCUGUAAUGGUGUCUAAAACUAUUAAUUUUGAAGUUCUGCGUGACCUGACAAAUGCAUUGCUUGCUGCUAAGAAGCCAGAUGAGGCUGUUGAGGUCCUCUUAGCAUCUCGUGAACGUUUAACCACAAAAGAUUCUGUUGAUAGCAAUGCUAAAUUUGAUAUUAGGACGAUGGAAAAGGAACUGGAGGAGGUGGAUCCCAUUCAAGUUGACCUGCUUCUUGGAAAAGCCUACUCAGAUUGGGGCCACAUUAGUGAUGCUGUAACUGUUUAUGAUAAUCUCAUAGCUACCCAUCCUGAUGAUUUCCGAGGUUUCUUAGCAAAGGGAAUUAUUUUGAAAGAAAAUGGCAAAAUAGGAGAUGCAGAGAGGGUUUUUAUACAAGCACGCUUUUUGGCUCCAGAGAAAGCCAAGGCACUCGUGGACCGAUAUUCAAGAAAAUGAUUCCACUAUGUGUUCAGCAAUCAGCACCUUCUGUAUAACUCAGUUGGGGAAUGUGACAGAAGUUUCUCUUUUAUUUUUGUUUCUUUAGUAUUCAGUAAUUGGCUGCAACUGCUAUUCCAUAGCUAGAGGAGAUUAUUAUUCAUAAUGAUCAAGAAUGUCUACUCUGGAUGAUUUUCUUCAAAAUUCGGUGAAGCAGCCAUAUGGAUGCAGUCGCUACUUAAAGGUACUCUUUAUGGGGAAUUGUUGCAGCUACUAUACCCUAAUUUCUCUUUUCUCAAUAAUAGAUAAAUGAAAAUUUAUAUUUUUAUUAAAUAUAAAAAAGUAUUAGUAAAAAACUCUAGCAUGCUCAUCAAUCAUGACAAUGUGAAGGUCUGUGCUGUCAAAGGAACUGUAUCCUAGCUUGCUGCAAGCUGUGCUGUGCAUUACAGUGUAAGAUAUGGUCAAAUAAGUCGUAAUUAAGAGUUUCAUUGAUUUCUGGAA
Messenger RNA from Malania oleifera, 2000 nucleotides. RefSeq lists its product as uncharacterized. The transcript is spliced from 15 exons. The record is from RefSeq and is a predicted model, not a curated record. The coding region runs from base 306 to 1520 and encodes 404 amino acids. Lineage: Eukaryota; Viridiplantae; Streptophyta; Magnoliopsida; Santalales; Ximeniaceae. Gene Ontology annotation, molecular function: protein binding.